Molecule: messenger RNA, 495 nt
Organism: Quercus lobata
Lineage: Eukaryota; Viridiplantae; Streptophyta; Magnoliopsida; Fagales; Fagaceae
Product: chromatin remodeling protein SHL-like
Exons: 2
Coding region: 15-431 (138 amino acids)
Biological process (GO): positive regulation of DNA-templated transcription
Cellular component (GO): Set1C/COMPASS complex
Source: RefSeq, a predicted model, not a curated record
UACGAGAACGAAGUAUGCUUUAUUGUAUUUGUCGAAAGCCAUAUGAUCAGAGAAAAAUGAUUGCUUGUGAUCAAUGUGAUGAGUGGUACCAUUUUGAUUGCAUUAACUUAGUUUUCACACCAAAGGUUUACAUCUGUCCUGCUUGGAAGCCUCAACAACAAGACUUGUCUGCAACACCUUCAGUUGAUCUUGAUAGAUCAAUUAGUGUCAAGUUUGCAGAGCCUAAAACACCUUCUCCUAAACAUACAAAGAAACUGAGAGAAGCUGAGCCUGGUCCAAGGCAAAAGAUGCUUUCAAUGACAGAUCAUAGUAAUAGUUUUAGCAGUGGGAUUGAACGCUUAUGGUGGCGAAAUCGGAAGCCCUUCAGAAGAGCAGCAAAAAAACGUGCUGAGCUUGACUUUCUUUCUCCAUUUUUCCAUGUACAACAAUAAAACUGGAAGUAGAUGGUUAUCAAUCAUUUAAUUUAUUCAAUUGAUUUUUAUGGUUUCCGCUCAA